AUGACUGGAUGCUGCUCUCAUCAACGGUGGUUGUCUCAUUCAGAACUGAGGAGAAGUGAUUCAGGGGAGAACAACUCUAUCGUACUGAAUCUGAAACCAUAUUCAACAUCAGCAUUCAAGUAUAAGAAAGGGAUGGCGAGUGCAGAGGCACUUCGUGAAACAGAAUGUGUCGUGUGCUUGACAGGCUUCAAGGAUGAGGAAUGUGUGCAGCAGCUUCCAGAGUGCAUGCACUCCUUUCACGCUCCUUGUAUAGACAUGUGGCUCUACUCCCAUUCUCAUUGUCCGCUCUGUCGCAGGCCAGUACAGCGGCUGGAUUCUCUUAAGGAUUCAUUGACAACAGAGGAAAACUCCAGGGAUGGGCUGCUAGAUAUACGCAUCUCAUCAUGA
Dovyalis caffra is the source of this 387-nucleotide messenger RNA. NCBI's taxonomy places the organism in Eukaryota, Viridiplantae, Streptophyta, Magnoliopsida, Malpighiales, Salicaceae. The record is from the annotation of a GenBank genome assembly.